Messenger RNA from Talpa occidentalis (Iberian mole), 980 nucleotides. RefSeq names its product acidic leucine-rich nuclear phosphoprotein 32 family member B-like. Bases 1 to 822 code for a protein of 273 amino acids. NCBI's taxonomy places the organism in Eukaryota, Metazoa, Chordata, Mammalia, Eulipotyphla, Talpidae. Gene Ontology annotation, cellular component: nucleus. The record is from RefSeq and is a predicted model, not a curated record. Gene Ontology annotation, biological process: regulation of apoptotic process. The transcript has 2 exons. Gene Ontology annotation, molecular function: histone binding.
AUGGUUUCUCUCCGCUCCCGCGAUUUGAAGAGCAGGGAAGAGGGAAUCGUGGAAAUGAAGAGGAGGAUCCACCUAGAGCCGAGGAACCGGCCCCCGGCCGCGGUUCGAGAACUUGUCCUGGACAACUGCACAGCAAAUGACGGGAAAAUUGAGGGCCUGGCAGAUGAAGCUGUGAACUUAGAGUUCCUCAGUUUGAUAGGUGUAGGCUGGAUUUCAGUCUCAAAUCUCCCCAAACUACCUAAAUUGAAAAAGCUUGAGCUCAGUGACAAUAGAAUCUUCGGCGUUCUGGACAUGUUAGCAGAAAAACUUCCAAAUCUCAAACAUCUUAACUUAAGUGGAAAUAAACUGAAAGACACCAGCACCUUGGAACCUUUGAAAAGGUUGGCAUGUCUGAAAAGCCUGGAUCUGUGUAACUGUGAGGUCACUGACCUGAACGACCACCGAGAGGGUGUGUUCAAGCUUCUGCCUCGGCUGACCUGUCUGGACGGCUGUGACCAAGAGGAUGGAGAAGCCUCCGGCUCAGAUGCUGAGGUGGAUGGUGUGGAUGAAGAGGAGGAGGAUGGAGAAGGAGAAGCUGCAGAGGAGGAGGAAGAUGCGGAUGGUGAGGAGGAAGAGUGUGAUGAUGAAGAGGAUGAGGAUGAAGAUGUAGAAGGGGACGAAGACGAGGACGAAGACGAAGUCAGUGGGGAGGAAGGAGAUUUUGGACAGGAUGGAGAAGCUGAUGAAGAUGAAGAUGACGAGGAUGAGGAUGAAGAGGAGGAAGAGAGCGGAAAAGGAGAAAAAAGGAAGCGGGAAACAGAUGAUGAAGGAGAAUAUGAUUAAAACCCAAAUAAACUUUAAAAAAAAAAAAGAGCGAACUGUUCAGUAUUGGUUGGACUGCGCAUAAGGAUUUGGUAGAUGUUUAAAAAAAAAACAGGUAGCUGUGACACAAACCCCAGGACACCCACCCACCCAAAGAGCCAAAGAACAGUUCCUGUGAC